AUGAGAUUCCUAACCCGCACUCCAGAACAAGUCCGCGCAGAAUCAGACCCAGCAACCUACCUAAGCCCCAUAGACGCUGAUAACUCGCAUACACUACAAGACCCAACCUACCAGCUCAUCCAAGAAGUCCACUCCGUCUCCGAAAUCGUCCCGGACAAACUCGAGCCGCACGAGCACAAGCCUGAUCCAACCACUGUCCAGACCCCGCGCGCAGUGGCCAAUCUCACUGAAGCAACACGCCGCGGUAUCAGAGCCAGUUCUACGGCGCAGUACACAGACGAAGCCACCCGUCGGUUCAAGAUUGACCUCGUGCAGCAUAAGCAGGCACUGGACGGUUCAUCGAUCGACCGCGUGCGCGAGGAGUUCCGUGCGUAUCUGCGCGGCUUGCGCCUGCUCGAUGACCGUCCAGAUGGGCGCAUUACCAUCCGGGGCGCUAGUGCGCGCAACCACGUGUGCCUGGUGAUGGAUCGUGUUGUUAUUCGCAUGUUGGCGGAUUUGGACUUUGGAGAUGUAAGAGAUGGUUACGCGCGGCUUAGGGGAUACACCAUUAGAGUUGUGGAUGCGUGGUGGCAGCGGUCGUUGAUGGAUAUCUCGCAUUACGAGGGUGUAGAUUUCAUCCCGGUCUAUUCUCUCGCUUAUUAUUAUGAGGAGCUCUUGGGCUGUGCGAGCAGUGGUGCGAUGGAGGAUCUAUGGCCGUUUAUGAAGCGGAUUCCGUAG
Molecule: messenger RNA, 717 nt
Organism: Aspergillus mulundensis
Lineage: Eukaryota; Fungi; Ascomycota; Eurotiomycetes; Eurotiales; Aspergillaceae
Exons: 2
Coding region: 1-717 (238 amino acids)
Source: RefSeq, a predicted model, not a curated record